Molecule: messenger RNA, 663 nt
Organism: Penicillium angulare
Lineage: Eukaryota; Fungi; Ascomycota; Eurotiomycetes; Eurotiales; Aspergillaceae
Product: putative exo-1-4-beta-xylosidase bxlB
Exons: 1
Coding region: 1-663 (220 amino acids)
Biological process (GO): arabinan catabolic process; xylan catabolic process
Cellular component (GO): plant-type cell wall
Molecular function (GO): xylan 1,4-beta-xylosidase activity; alpha-L-arabinofuranosidase activity
Source: RefSeq, a predicted model, not a curated record
AUGCAAGCAAGUACCGGGUCUUCUCGACUGGGUCUUCCGUCUUAUAACUGGUGGAAUGAAGCACUUCAUGGGGUAGGCAUCUCCGAGGGUGUGGACUUUGGUGUGAGCUUUUCCAUUGUCAUCGAGGAUCCUGUGGGAGAGUACCCAUCCGCUACUUCAUUUGCUACGCCUCUGCUACUCGCCGCUGCCUUUGAUGAUGAGAUGAUCUACCAGGCUGGGCUCGACUUCUGGACUCCGAACGUCAACCCAUACCGCGAUCCGCGCUGGGGCCGUGGCUCUGAGGCACCUAGAGAAGACCCGAGACAAAUUAAGGGAUAUGCCGAGAAUUUUCUUCUUGGACUUGAAAGAAACCACAGCUCCUCCAUUAAAAAGACACUGGCAACCUGCAAGCACUACGCUAGAUAUGACCUGGAAACAUGGGGCGGAUACAGUCGCUACGCCUUCAAGGCAAACAUUACAAUGCAGGACCUUGUUGAGUACUAUUUGCCCCCAUUUCAACAAUGUGCUCGUGACUCUAAAGUCUCUUCCAUGAUGUGCUCGUACAAUAUGGUAAACGGCAUCCCGGCCUGUGCCAACUCAUACCUCAUAAACCGCAUCCUGCGACAGCAUUGGAACUGGACGGCCUCAUCAGUAUGUGGUCACAGAUCGUGGCCUUGUGAAUGA